This is a messenger RNA of Mesorhabditis belari, 585 nucleotides long. NCBI's taxonomy places the organism in Eukaryota, Metazoa, Nematoda, Chromadorea, Rhabditida, Rhabditidae. The record is from the annotation of a GenBank genome assembly.
AUGUCGGCAAUCGUGCAAGGCCCACCAAUGGGCACACCAUGGAAUCAAGGAAUCGGCUACCACCGGAUGACGUCAGUGGAAGAACUCGACAACUCGCUCACUCGAUUACGCCAUGCGCAUCAAGUAUCUCGAUCCGCUUCCACAAUGACCCCGCCUGGGUCUCCGUACACGGCACUUUCCCCUGAGCAGAGUGUUGCUGAGGCGGAUGACGGGGGAUUGGCCGCGUUGCCGGAAAGUCCCCGUUUCCCUGAAGAUCUCCAUCCAAAUACUCCAAUCACUCCUGAUCUCAAGAAACAAAUCUUUGUGCGGGUACCUGAAGUGCUUGUGAACUCUUCGACGGCUCAGCUCAAUGUGAUCGCCAUCGAUAACAAAAUUGAGCAAGCUAUGGAUCUCGUCAAAACCCAUCUCACAUUCGCCGUCCGAGAAGAGGUCGAAGUUCUACGGAGCACCAUCAUGGAAUUAGAGGCUAAGGUGCAACAACUCGAAGCGCAAAACGUUGUUUUGCGGCAAUUCGUCCCAGCCGAGAUCCAGAAAUCGUUCAGCGGCACGCCAAUAAAUGGACAAGAUCAGGACACUCACAUGAGC